Vigna radiata var. radiata (mung bean) is the source of this 4074-nucleotide messenger RNA. Its product is annotated as pentatricopeptide repeat-containing protein At5g61370, mitochondrial. Bases 321 to 1811 code for a protein of 496 amino acids. Gene Ontology annotation, molecular function: protein binding. The transcript has 2 exons. Lineage: Eukaryota; Viridiplantae; Streptophyta; Magnoliopsida; Fabales; Fabaceae. The record is from RefSeq and is a predicted model, not a curated record.
UUUAAGAUGUAUUAUAAUCAAAAUAAUUAAAUUUUACUGAAAAUAUUUUAAUAUUCUUCUAGUAACAUUUUUCAACCUGUCUGACAGGACAACCCUGGUAAUUUAAAUAUUCGGCCCGACCUUAGAAGUUCAGUUCCGAACCCAAAGUUUAAGACACAAGGGGUUUAUCUGCUGUCUCUAAAGUUUGGAUUUUGUGGAUGGGAGCAUCGUAUCAUCCUGCGUUAACGUACAGUUGUGGGUGAUUAUCACUUCACACUGCCCAUGUGUCUGAAGAGUUAGAGUUACAGUACUGCACAUAACAUGUUUGAUGAAUUUCAAGGAUGAGAUUCAUGACGCACGUCUUGUUCAAACCUGCAUGGAAACGUUCUUGGUCUAAAGCUAUGAGUACCCAGAAUUUGCAAAUACUUUUAUUUUCCCAGUACUCCACAUUGCCGCCAAUAUCUGUCUCUCCCCAGUUCCAAGAGCUCUGCAGCGUUGUCAUGAGCACUGUUGGUGGGCUAGAUGAUCUGGAGUUGAGCCUAAAUAAGUUUAAAGAUUCUUUAACUUCGUCUCUUGUGAGUCAGGCUAUUGAUUCUAGUAAGCACGAGGCACACACUAGAAGAUUGCUCAGGUUCUUUUUAUGGUCUAGGAAGAAUCUGAAUCAUAGUUUGGAAGACAAGGAUUACAAUCAUGCUCUACGAGUUUUUGCUGAAAAGAAAGACUACACAGCAAUGGAUAUUUUGAUGGGAGAUCUCAAGAAGGAGGGUCGAGUCAUGGAUGCAGAGACUUUUGGUCUUGUAGCGGAUACUUUGGUUAAUAUGGGAAAAGAAGAUGAGGCAUUGGGUAUUUUCAAGAACUUAGACAAGUAUAAUUGUCCCAUAGAUGAAUUUACUGUCACUGCUAUCAUUAAUGCCCUUUGCUCCAAAGGGCACGCCAAGAGGGCUGAAGGGGUAGUUUGGCAUCACAGAGACAAGAUUACAGGCGCAAAACCUUGCAUAUAUAGAAGUCUUCUUUACGGGUGGUCCGUGCAGAGGAAUGUGAAAGAAUCUAGGAGAGUUAUUAAAGAGAUGAAAACGAAUGGGUUUAUUCCAGAUUUGCUAUGCUACAACACAUUCCUCAGGUGCCUCUGUGAACGGAAUCUUAGACAUAAUCCUUCGGGACUUGUUCCUGAAGCUUUAAAUGUCAUGAUGGAGAUGAGGUCUUAUAGGGUUUUCCCAAAUUCUAUCAGUUAUAACAUACUGCUUUCUUGUCUAGGGAAGACCCGAAGAGUCAAGGAAUCUUGUCAAAUACUCGAAACAAUGACAAAUUAUGGUUGUGAUCCUGAUUGGGUCAGCUAUUAUCUUGUGGCAAAGGUGUUAUUUCUGAGCGGCAGGUUUGGUAAGGGGAAAGAGAUAGUGGAUCAAAUGAUUGGAAAAGGUUUGAUGUCAAAUCAUAAGUUUUACUAUAGUUUAAUUGGUAUUCUCUGUGGAGUUGAAAGGGUAAAUCAUGCUGUUGAACUGUUUGAGAAAAUGAAGAAAAGUUCAAUGGGAGGUUAUGGACCCGUUUAUGACGUGCUCAUUCCAAAGCUUUGUAGAGGCGGAAAUUUUGAGAAGGGGAGAGAGCUCUGGGAUGAAGCUACAUCUAUGGGCAUCAUUCUUCAGUGUUCCGAAGAUGUUUUGGAUCCUUCAAUAACGCAAGUUUACAAACCUAAGAAGCCAGAAAAAAACAGUCUUGUAGACCGCUCAAAAGCCAAGUCUACACCCAAAGUUAAAAAAUUUGUUGGAAAAAUGAAGACGAGAAAAAAAUAUGACGCAAGGAAGAGGAAAAAAGUUAAAAAGUUUACUUCAAAUUAAUUUGACAGUUUUACAGUUCCAGUUCCCGCUUUCUUCUGCCCUUUUUCUCCAAAGAACAUCUUAUUAUUGCUGCUUGCUUAUAAUAGAUUAAUAUCGAAUUAGUACUACUACAGUUUUGUGGUUAUGAAGUACUGAUAAGUCUUGGUUUUGUAGUAUUUUUAAAGGUUAACAUUGUGUCCUUGGGUUUUAGAUUGCAUUUACUUUUUAGUUUUAGCCAAUAUUUGGUUUUUCUUGAAUAAUCUGUGAAUUUUACAAAAACAUGUUAAUUUGCAGUUUUUAGAUAGUUUUUUUUUUCUAUAGAAUUUUAGUUUGGUAGGUUUCUAGUGAUUUUGGGAAAAUAAAGUCCAGCUUGAGUCAGUUUUAAUUUGGAAAGUAAAUUUUCAGCUUGGAUUUUCGAUUCAGAUUUUAUUUCAAGAUUUUGCAAUGUAUGUGGACAUGUUAUUUGGAUCUCUAGUUGAUGUGCAGUGGUUUCUGCCGUAACACUUAUCCAGUCCAGUGAGAAGCAAGCUUGACCGAGAGUUGACUGAAGAAUGGCUGGAGCAGUUGCGGUGACCUGUAUUAGCCAGUGAUAAACUCAAAAGGACAGAUUUAUCAAGCUUAGGUGACUUGCUCUAGCGUGUAUGAACAUUUAAGCUGGAAUUGUUCUACUUGUUACCUAUUUGUCCUGUUAUUGUAUUUUAAAUAGUUUAGAGAAAUUGUACAUACUUUUUACCUUUUGUUAGCAGUUUCAAAGACUUGUUCUAGACAGUUUUACAGGUUUUUCAGUUUUAGAAACAUAGAAGCCUAUAUAAGGCCUGUUGCCGGACAUAUAGUAGUAUGUGAGAGAGGAGAGUUCACUUUAGUUUAGAUCUUCUUCAUUUUUCUCUGAAGUUAGGAGAGGGGACAGUAUCUCUCGGUGCUUUCCAGUUUCCAACUCCAGCAUUUGAAUUUGAAGAGAAUAACUAACAUAAAGUGCAUCUCUCCGAUACUUCACCCUUGUCAAUGACAACGACUUGAUUAUUGUUUUCUGUAGCGUGGUUCUUCUAAGGCAAGGUUCUUAUCAGUCAACUUCCCAUAAACUGAAACCCAAAACAGAGACAUUGUUUUCCUCCAGAUUUUUGUCUCGACCGCAUUGGUUUUCCAGGAGCUUUCUCGAUCGCUUUCACAUAUUUUCAAAUUAUUUGUCUUCUUUAUUAUUGAAUUCCAUGGUUUUCAGACCUAGCAUCGGAAAUCAUUUUUGAAUCUCCUUGUAAUAGUUUUCGAACGUUGUGUUUGCACGAUACCACACGAUGUAUGCAGAGAAAGAGGAGCACAUGCUUGGAAAAGCUUGUAGAAGCUUCCGUUUCAAAGGCAUCUAGAUUCAGAAAUCAGUUCUUGUAGGAAUUAAUGGCACUUGCACACCCCAUCGCACAGUCUCAUGUUUCUAUUUUGUCUGUCUUUAGGAGGUGAAUGUGCUAUUUUUGAAACUACAUCCUCGUCCAGGUAAGACAGUGGCAGAGGCUCAUAACACAGUAUUACAAAAUGGAGGUAGCAAGCAGAAGAUCAAGAUCUGGGAACCCCUCACAUGGGUCCAUGGCACAUGUAAGUUAAGCAGAGGAAUGAUACAAGAAGAAGGCGUCAAUAUAGGGAUGUUGUGGGGCCCAUUUAGCUCUCACCCACGUUUCCAGUUUCCACUCUUCAGUCCAACAUUCCAUCACAAUGGAAGUGGUAUCCACGCGCUCCCCAUUCACCUAUGUGGUUGUUCCCAGAAGAUGCGAAUAAGCGAAGGACGCGUUGACAGUAUAAGAUGAUGUUGCAAAGAAGUGCGUAACAACAGUGAAGGGACAAGAUGGGUCCAAUGCCAGAACAUCCUAAGCUGGAUUCGGCUCCAGCUAGAUGCAUAUUUACGUGCGGCGGUAAGUAAUUGGUUUGCCCCUUUCCUCUAUAAAUAUCCUUAAGUAUCACAACUUCCUUUAUAUGGUCUGGUUUGGCACACAAGUCAUUUUUCUUAAUUUUUUUUUUUCAUUCUCUGGUAAGUUAAGAUUAUCUGCUCUUUUGUCUGGGGUUAACUCUUUAACCACAUUCCUGCCUUUUGACCUUUUUGUCUCUUUUUAACUUGUCGGAUUCGGGAAUUUGUUGACUUCUCUUUUCUGUCCAACCAAAUCUAAUUCAUGCACAAAACUACACUACGCUUUUGACAUGACAAAAUAGUGAUGUGUUCUAGGGCACCCAAUUGCCCAUUCUCCAAGCACUGAAAAAUAAAUUCUUGGUUUCUUGGGACAUUGAUGAAAUAGUUUUACAAGAU